Messenger RNA from Symsagittifera roscoffensis, 2613 nucleotides. RefSeq names its product mismatch repair endonuclease PMS2-like. Gene Ontology annotation, biological process: mismatch repair. The coding region runs from base 105 to 2405 and encodes 766 amino acids. Gene Ontology annotation, molecular function: ATP-dependent DNA damage sensor activity; ATP binding; ATP hydrolysis activity. The record is from RefSeq and is a predicted model, not a curated record. Gene Ontology annotation, cellular component: MutLalpha complex. The transcript is spliced from 3 exons. Lineage: Eukaryota; Metazoa; Xenacoelomorpha; Acoela; Convolutidae.
AAUGAUAAAAUCUCUAGAAGCUUCCGACAUUCACAGCCUUUGCUCAGGUCAAGUUGUAUCAUCAAUUGCUUCCUUGGUUAAAGAGUUGCUAGAAAAUAGCGUCGAUGCAAAAGGUAAACGCCACUGUGAUCGAAGUGAAAGUGAAAGACUGUGGUCUGUCGAUGGUUUACGUGGGGGACAAUGGAAAGGGUAUUGAGGAAAAAGAUUUCGAGUUGAUUACUGCUAGUCACGCUACUUCUAAGAUACAAUGCUUCAAAGACAUCGAGGCCGUUGACACUUUUGGGUUCCGUGGCGAGGCUCUAAGCGCCCUUUGUGUAUUGAGUGACCUGACAAUAACUACAAGACAUGCUACAAGUGAAAUUGGUCACAGACUUACCUACAAUUCUACUGGACAAAUAAUAAAAACUAGCAGGCUGCCAAUGGAAAUUGGAACUUCAGUGCAAGCUCAGAAUAUUUUUGCGCGAUUUCCAGUCAGAAGCAAAGAUUUGAAAAAGAACAUCAAAAAAGAGUAUGCGAAGUUUGUUCACACACUUCAAGCAUUUGCGAUUGGAUUCCCAAACAUUAAGUUUACAUGCAUGAAUGAAAACGAAGGUAGGCCAAAACAGUUGGUAUUGAGCACAAACGGAGACGCAAAUUCAAGUCUCAAGAUGUCAAUAGUUUCAAUAUUUGGACCUAAACAAUGGGAUGCACUACUUGAGUGGAAGACCCAACGAAUAGCGGAAGAAGAGUUUGCUCAGUUUGGCAUUGCGAAUUCAGCUCAAAUGGACGAAGUUUUCAACUUGGUCGAAAUAAGAGGAGUCAUUUCUUCACCAGCACAUGGCUGUGGUCGAAGUACGCAAGACAGGCAGCUUUUCUUCCUUAACAAACGUUCCUGUGAGCAGCCUAAAAUAGCCAAGAUUUUAAACGAAGUUUAUCAUCAGUUCAAUACAGCACAAUAUCCCUUUGUCUGCUUGUUUGUCAACAUCGCCCAAGGCAAUUUCGAUGUGAAUGUAACUCCUGACAAAAGAAAUAUUUUUCUAAAGAAUGAGAAAACGCUGCUAGCACUCAUCAAAUUCAGUGCUCUUCAGUUGUUCAAAGCAAACGCGGGUAAUUUUGUCGCUAAUCAAAUUUCAAUGAAGUUUCAAACUUCGAAAGGUCAAACCAUGUUUAACAGCCAGCCAACAACUCUGAGCGAUACGCUGCGAACGCCUCUUACAGAUUCACAGAAUACAUUGAAUAAUUUUGUUACAAUGUUUUCGAGCCAGCCGAAAUCUUCUCAAAAUAUGCCUACAAAAUAUGCCUAUGCGUUUGAGAUAGAGGAAAAUUUGCCCUUUUCACAGUCUCAAAAGUUAAAUUCUGAGAAACGAGGCUUUAAUGCUUUUGCAAGUUCUCCUGAAAAAAUUACAUCCUGGUCUAAAAAACUGAAAAUAGAGCAAAUGAGUGACAAUAUAGACAAUGAAAGUUCAGGUUUCUUGAUAAAUCACCGAGAAAACUGUUUGCAUACAGAUGGAAAUUUGCCACACGAAGUUGAAAUUGUUGUUGAUGAUCAAAUUGACCGACGAUCUCAAAAUUCAAGUCAAAAUAACACUUUUGAUUUUGAUCAAGAGUUUCCUAAUAAAAUUCCCUUUCAUUUACUUUCUAUUCGAAAAGAGACAAGCUUUUCAUCUCUUGAGAAUUUUUACAGCAAUUUUUUUGAAAGUGACAAAAAUGAAACAGCAGAAUCAAUUCAACGGAAGUUUGUUUCAAAAUUGGAUGAUAAAAAUGCUGAAAAUGAAUUACGAAGUGUUUUGUCGAAACAGUCUUUUUCGCAAAUGCAGGUAAUAGGGCAGUUUAAUUUAGGUUUCAUAAUCGCACAACUAGGUUCGGAUUUGUUUAUUAUCGACCAACACGCUUCUGACGAAAAGUACAAUUUCGAACAGUUAGAGAGAUACUCAAAUGUUCCAACGCAAACAUUGAUUUCUCCUAUGAGUAUGGAACUUUCUCAUGAGUCUUUUAGUUUACUGACGGAAAAUAUGGACAUCUUGCGGAAAAAUGGGUUCAAUUUUGAGGCUGAAAAUGAUUGCAAGAAUGAAGCGACUGCAAUAGCUCCAAUGGGAUCGAGUUUGAAAGUAGUUAAAAUUGUUACCACACCGAUGAGUAGAAAUUGGUCGUUCGGAAUUCGAGAUAUCGAAGAAAUUUUGUAUUUGCUAAGCGAAACGCAUGAAGGAAACUUAGCCGAUAGAAAGUUUAUCAGACCAUCACGAAUCAGACAAAUGUUUGCGUCAAGAGCGUGCAGGAAAUCAAUUAUGAUUGGACAGCCAUUGAAGGAGAGUGAAAUGAGGGCUAUUUUAAUGAACUUGUCGAAAAUGGACCACCCAUGGAAUUGUCCUCACGGGAGACCCACCAUGCGACAUCUUGUUGAUCUGAAUUUAUACCAUUUUGAGUAACGCUUGUUUGGAAAUCAACUUAGCAGCAUAGUUUUUUGCCUUGUUUGAUUUGUUCGAUUUUUGUUUUAGUUGUUUGUGAUUGCUCAAAAAGAUGGAAAUAACUUUGAAUGAUAAUUAUACCGGAUAUUUGAGCUCUUCUUGCUUUUAACGUUGAUUUGAUUAGAAAUUAGUUGGUUGCACGUGUUUGGUAAUUCAUUUUUGAAUUUUU